Fusarium fujikuroi IMI 58289 is the source of this 2094-nucleotide messenger RNA. Its product is annotated as related to phenylalanine ammonia-lyase. Bases 1 to 2094 code for a protein of 697 amino acids. Gene Ontology annotation, biological process: L-phenylalanine catabolic process. Lineage: Eukaryota; Fungi; Ascomycota; Sordariomycetes; Hypocreales; Nectriaceae. The record is from RefSeq and is a predicted model, not a curated record. Gene Ontology annotation, molecular function: ammonia-lyase activity. Gene Ontology annotation, cellular component: cytoplasm. The transcript is spliced from 4 exons.
AUGCCUCUUCGAGACACUGAUCGCCUCUCUGGCUGUGGUCACCAUGUGACUGCAUCCUCCGUCCAGAACCGUGAUGCGUCUAGAGGCAUCAAGAAUUCUGAGGAUUCAUGUCAUUCGCCUACUCAUGCCUCUCAAGCCAGCGGCAUCUGGAAAAAGAUACAGCGUAUCAAGGACUGUGGAUUUGUUGUUCUAGAUGGAUCCGAACUUGAUGUCGCUUCCGUUAUUGCAGUAGCCAAAUACAACUGCAACGCUUACGUCGCAAAGAGAGACGAUAUAGCAAAUGCUAUGAAUAAAAGCGUGGUGCUGCUCGAAAACUAUCUCGCCAAGGGCUACUUCGUAUACGGUGUCAAUACAGGCUUCGGUGGAAGCGCUGAUACUCGUACAAAGGACCUCCCCGCUCUACAAUCUGCACUGCUGCAACUCACACAGGCUGGGAUCUUAACCGAUGAAGACACGAAUGGCAAUGGGCUCAACAGCAUGCCCGUCACAUGGGUUCGGGCCGCGAUGCUGAUACGCUGUAACACGUUGCUUCGGGGACACUCUGGCGUCCGUCUGGAACUUGUCCAAGCCCUUCUUCUUUUGCUCCGAAAGGGCAUGACACCUAUUGUUCCCCUACGUGGAUCCAUCUCCGCAUCUGGCGACUUGAUUCCCUUAUCAUAUAUCGCCGGUAUGCUCGAGGGCAAUCCCGACAUUCGCGUCCGCACAACGACCUCAUUCGUUCUCUCUGCCGAUAAGGCCCUUGAACUGGCUGGACUCGAACCAAUUGCACUCGGACCCAAGGAGGGUCUCGGACUGGUUAAUGGUACCGCUCCCUCAGCUGCAUUGGGCUGCCUUGCGGUACAUGAGGCAAACAAGAUCUUGCUACUAGCCCAAGGCCUCGUAGCCAUGUCAUGCGAGGCUUUACUCGGAAAGGCAGAGAAUUAUCAUCCUUUCAUUUCCUCUGUUUGCCCUCAUCCCGGACAAGUCGAAUGUUCUGCAACUAUACUACACUUCCUCGAGGGAUCCUCCCUCGUUCAAAGCGUCAAGGAGGAGGACAAGUUCAGGCCCGGCCUUGCACAAGAUAGAUAUGCCUUGCGCGGAGCCCCUCAGUGGUUAGGUCCCCAAAUUGAUGAUAUCUGCUCUGUUCUCUCUCAGAUCACGGUGGAACUCAACUCGACUUCGGAUAACCCCAUCAUCGAUAUCAAUUCCGGCGAGGUCUAUUCCGGAGCCAACUUCAUCUCUAGCUCGGUGGCCAAUGGAAUGGAAAAAACGCGCCUAGCUCUCCAGAUGGUUGGAAAACUUCUCUUCAGCCUCUCCUCCGAACUGAUAAACCCUACCAUGAACAGAGGUCUUCCUCCAAAUCUCGUCGCCGACGAUCCCAGUUUAUCUUUUACCAUGAAGGGCAUUGAUAUCAGCAUGGCUGCUUAUCUGUCGGAGCUGGGAUUUCUCGCCAAUCCUGUUACGCCUCAUGUUCAGUCUGCAGAGAUGCACAACCAGUCCAUCAACUCUCUUGCACUGAUUUCAGGAAGAUAUACUCUUCAAGCUGCUGAUGUUGUCACACAAAUGUGUGCCGCGCAUCUUUUCGCUGUUUGUCAGGCGUUGGACUUGCGAGUUCUACACAUGACGUAUCUCGAAUCGCUCAGAAGCAAGCUGGUCUCUAUAGUGCAGCCGCUCCUCAAUGGAGUCGAAAAUCAGGUCGCGGAAGGGAUCUAUGAGAGCCUCCAAGAGACUAUCACAAAAGCGUGGAAUGCCUCGGCGUGCUUCGAUCUUGAAGAUAGAUGUAAGGCUCUCUCCAAAGAAAUAUCAUUCCGGGGAGAUUUGGAGAGUUUGGCUUAUUUGACCUUCACUCAGACGCGGAGCGAGUUCUUCGUCAAGCCUCCUACAAAGCAAUUCCUCGGCCACGCUUCUCUGACAUUAUACUCAUUUGUAAGAGAAGAAUUGGGCGUUCCUUUCCAUCAAGGGCUGGUUGAGCACCCUGGUAAAGAUACCGGGGGCAAGAUCAAUGGGCGUGAGAAAAGAAGUAUUGGAUCUUGGGUUUCAAUCAUCUAUACCGCCCUGAAUAACGAUCAGGUCUGGGGUCCUUUGGGUCAGGCACUAGGGAGCAAGACGUGCUAG